This is a messenger RNA of Silurus meridionalis, 2458 nucleotides long. RefSeq names its product cilia and flagella associated protein 91 (gene cfap91). The record is from RefSeq and is a predicted model, not a curated record. Lineage: Eukaryota; Metazoa; Chordata; Actinopteri; Siluriformes; Siluridae.
AGCACCAGGUUUCUCCUAGUUCGCAGGUCGAGCAAUAAUCUUGCACAUCUUGCAAGUAAUAAAAGAGGAGAAAUUAUAGGUGUGGAGGACUGUUUUAAAAUGAGUCUUUCCAUCACACGGACUCUUUCAAAGCAGCAUGAAGGCAACCGGGGAUUCAGAGCUCAGAGGCCGUAUGAUUAUCUUUACGAUCCAGUUUUCUCAGUGUCGGGGGAGAUGGAUCAUGUGCGAGCGAGCUGUAGGGCUCAGGGCUCAGUGGAUUGUCUGAAAAAGGUUCCUGAGUUUAACUCCAUGUUCAGUGUUCUCCCACACUACCCAAGUUUCACACUCCGCCUGCAUGCUUCUGAUCCUGUUCCUGCUUUCAUCGACCGCCGCUGGAGAGGACAUGCUGAGCAGAGGAGAGAGACACUGCAGACACUUGCAGGGUGUUCAGGUGUUCAGCUGCACAAACCCAUACAUGACGUCGUCAAUGGAGCAGACCGCUGGAAGUUUUUUAAACGGCCACUUGUUCCAUUUACUCAACAGAUCCCACCUGACGUCAUUUUUACAGUACCCAAAAGUGACCCCCAGAUUGCUCAACAAGAAGGCUUUGGGGAGUUGGAAAGCUAUUUCCAACGCUCAGUCGGGAUUCAGACAGAUUACCGUGACAGCGAGACUCAGACUGAUCCUUACAGCCCUGAAUACAUAAUACGUCCAGGAGCAGGCAUUCCAGAAAUCCUCACUUUGGCCACAUUCUCAUGGGGUCGGGGGCUUCCUGCUGGCCUGGACGAGGUAGAGAUGAUCGAAAGAGCAAGGAAUAAGAGAGCCUGGGAGGCCAUGCUACCACCCCUGAAUGAUCUCAGUCAGUUGGACAAGAGGAAGAGAAUGAUGGAUGAGAUGGAGAGGGAGGAGUGGGCUUUCAGGGAACGAGAAAUCGAGAAGCUGCAAGAGACCCGCUUAGCUCUUCUUUUGCGUUGUAUACGGGACAGAAGUUCAAAACAAGACAAAGUUAAAGCACAGCAGCUGGAUGAGCGUUUUUCACAGCAUCAAAGAGAGAAACGAGAAAGACUCCAGAAAAUACGCAAUAACUACACUGUCUCUUUGCGAAAACUCUUGGCAAAGAGAAAGAACGUGGAGGGGAAGUUGAUAAAAGAGGACAUUAUCAGUAAGCACCUGGAUUUCGGUUCUGAGGUGUACGCUCCUCUCUCACGCCACGGAGUGUUUCCUGAACUACACUCUCAACGCAACAUCGUCAAGAACCAGUUCCUCGAUACCUACCAAGGUCUGUUGGAGCUGGAGGCAGGACUUUUACCUUCAAUUCUGGAGCCACAAAUAAAAGCCCCAAAGCUGAAAAAGAAAAAAGACUUCAUCGGUCGUUCAGAGCGCAUGGAAAUUGAGUUAAUGCAGGCCCACCAGGCAUUGAAAGACAAGAAGGUCCAGGUGGAGGAAAAGAAGCCUCUACGCUUUCUCCAUAGAGUGGAGAAACCAGUCCCUCGUCCCCUAACACCUGUGGUAGACGUGCCUCCUGAGGGAGAAGAGGAAAAGGAGCUUGCUGUUAUUUUUCUACAGAAGCUGCUCAGAGGCAGAUCUGUCCAGAACCAGAUGUUGGAAGGCAUACAGAAGCAACUGGAGCAGAUCCAGGAGCUCACCACCCAUGCUCUACAGAAGGAACAGGAGGAACUACAGAGAGCAGAUAAACAGGUCACACUGGCCCUGCAGAGAGAGGCAGCAAUCUGUGAGAGUAGGAUGUCUCAGGCUCAGAGCUAUGCAGAUGGACUUUCACAAGAGGCGAUUGGCGAAAUGCUGGAUUUCCUGGCGAAGGAGCUGGUCCGCCUGCAGGAGGAAAGAAGGAUCCAUGCUUUCAUGCUCCUGGCAGAACGAGACCGCAACCUUCGCGAGGCCAAAGAGAGUGGGCAGAGACAGAUGGAGGAGCGGAGACGUAGAGAGGAAGACGAGAUCUUUAGACAGAUGAUGAAUGUGCACCAGUCUACAGUGGAUCUAUACCUGGAGGAUGUGAUCCUGGACAGCACUGACCAAACGGCCGACACUCAGGCCAGAGAAGAAAUACACCGCGUGGCAGAGGAGCUCAAUAACGUCACCUACGCUAUGGAGGAAAUGAGGAACAAUGUGCAGUCAGAGGAGAUUGUAGCUCAACUUGUCUACAGCUUCCUCAUUCCUGACAUAUACAAGUCCACAGUCCGUAACAGAGUGAAGCAGAGUGAAAGGAGGCACUUGAAUGCAGCACGGACUCUCAUCCACGGCACUGACAGCUCCUCUACAAGCCCUGUGCCCCCCUCUCCUCUGACCAGAGCCGCCACCUCAGUGCUCUCUCAGAUAGUCGAGCAGGUGGUAGAGACGACACAGGACACCGAUCACCAUAGUGAAAAUGAACAAACUGAUUAAGGAAUAUAGGUGACGUCACGUCUGGCUGAAACAUGAAUAGUAAUAGAUCAAUCACCAAAUAAAACAGUGCAUAUAGUAA